CCGCAGGGACUCCUGAAGACAAGGGUGGCGCACGCUUUGCCUUGGCACCGUCCACAGGAGUCUAAAGGAUGGAGCCCUUGGAGGACCGGCUGCGGCGGCUGCGGGAGGCCUUCGGUGCGGGGUGCACGCGGCCGGCCGAGUUCCGGGCUGCGCAGCUCCGGGGACUGAGCCGCUUCCUGCAGGAGAACAGGGAGCUCCUGCAGGCCACGCUGGCCCAGGACCUGCACAAGUCGGCCUUCGAGGCGGAGGUGUCCGAGCUGGGCAUCAGCCUGGGCGAGAUCAAGCUGGCCCUCAGGAAGCUGCGGGCCUGGGCCAAAGACGAGCGCGUGCCCAGGAACCUGGCCACUCAGCUGGACUCCGCCUUCAUCCGGAAGGAUCCCUACGGCCUGGUGCUGAUCAUCGCCCCCUGGAACUACCCAGUGAACCUGACGCUGGUGCCCCUGGUGGGGGCCAUCGCCGCAGGGAACUGUGUGGUGCUGAAGCCCUCGGAGCUGAGCUGCAGCACGGAGAAGGUGCUGGCCGAGGUGCUGCCCCGGUACCUGGACCAGAGCUGCUUCGCCGUGGUGCUGGGGGGCCCUGAGGAGACCAGGCAGCUGCUGGAGCACAGAUUCGACUACAUCUUCUUCACAGGGAGCCCCCGUGUGGGCAAGAUCGUCAUGGCGGCCGCCGCCAAGCACCUGACGCCCGUCACCCUGGAGCUGGGCGGCAAGAACCCCUGCUACGUGGACGACAACUGCGACCCGCAGACCGUGGCCAACCGCGUGGCCUGGUUCCGCUACUUCAACGCCGGCCAGACCUGCGUGGCCCCCGACUACGUGCUGUGCAGCCCCGAGACGCGGGAGCGCCUGCUGCCCGCCCUGCAGAGCGCCAUCACCCGUUUCUAUGGCGACGACCCCCAGAGCUCCCCCAACCUGGGCCGCAUCAUCAACCUGAAGCAGUUCCGGCGGCUCCAGGCCCUGCUGGGCUGCGGCCGCGUGGCCAUCGGCGGCCAGAGCGACGAGAGCCAGCGCUACAUCGCGCCCACAGUGCUGGUGGACGUGCAGGAGGCGGAGCCGGUCAUGCAGGAGGAGAUCUUCGGGCCCAUCCUGCCCAUCGUGACGGUGAGCGGCCUGGACGAGGCCAUCGCCUUCAUCAACCGCCGGGAGAAGCCCCUGGCCCUGUACGCCUUCUCCAACAGCAGACAGGUGGUGAGGCAGGUGCUGGCGCGGACCAGCAGCGGGGGCUUCUGCGGAAACGAUGGCUUCAUGCAUAUGACCUUGGCCAGCCUGCCCUUCGGAGGAGUGGGUACCAGCGGGAUGGGCAGCUACCACGGCAAGUUCUCCUUCGACACCUUCUCCCACCGCCGCGCCUGCCUGCUGCGCAGCCCCGGCAUGGAGAAGCUCAACGAGGUCCGCUACCCGCCCUACUCGCCAGGCCGCCUGCGCGCGCUACUGCUGGCCAUGGAGGAGCGCAGCUGCGGCUGCACGCUGCUCUGAGCCCCCCGACCCCGCCCGCGGCGCCAGCCACCUGCUCCCGGAGAGGGGGCCGCCCCAGCCUCCGUGUCCCCCCUGUGCCUG
This is a messenger RNA of Lepus europaeus (European hare), 1556 nucleotides long. RefSeq names its product aldehyde dehydrogenase 3 family member B1 (gene ALDH3B1). The record is from RefSeq and is a predicted model, not a curated record. Bases 69 to 1475 code for a protein of 468 amino acids. Gene Ontology annotation, biological process: aldehyde metabolic process. The transcript is spliced from 10 exons. Gene Ontology annotation, cellular component: cytoplasm. Lineage: Eukaryota; Metazoa; Chordata; Mammalia; Lagomorpha; Leporidae. Gene Ontology annotation, molecular function: aldehyde dehydrogenase (NAD+) activity.